GAGAAGAGACGCGAUGAUGGAGGUGAAAAUAGAGGACUGUCUCCUCCGUGGAGACUCCUCUGAUCUGGUCUCAGUUCUUCAGGAUGAAGGUCUCAGUGACAUCACGCUCACCAGACUGGACCAGCUGGUCACCAAGGAUCUGUGUGGAUCCGGUUUCUCCAGAGUCCUGGUCGUGUUGAAGUCUUUAGAGGUUCUAUCAGAGAACAGAGUCCAUCUGCAGAUACUCAUCGACCACGGACUGACUGCUAAAGUGGUGUUGUGGUUCGAAGCCGUCCAUGACCUUCUGACCUCUGACCUCCUGAGGAGCUCCGCCUCCCUGCUGAGCCUCACUGAGGAGUUUUAUGACUACUUUCAGCUGCUGGGUCAGGCUUCUAUUCCAGUCAGUCAGCUGUCUGUGGUUCUCCUUCAGCUGGCUCGGUUAGCUCUGGAACCAGAAAUCCACUUUCCACUGAGACUUGAGGCCAUCCGAACAUUUAACAGCAUCCUGGAGUCUCUGAGCCGCGAGCAGAAGAAACUGAUCCAGAUCGACCAGAACCAGACCCUAAUACUAUCUCAGGUGGCAGCAGCAGUUCUGACAGUUGGAGACUACGAGCUGCAGGUCAGCCUAUCAGAGGCUUUGUGUCGUCUGACUCCCAGGAAGGACCGAGAUCAGAAAGCCAAUCAGUGGUUCUCCAGCCAUGACAUCAGCAGUGCGUUCUGUGACAUCAGAGACGCAGACUUUGAAGUGGACUGUCGACGUUUCCUGAACUUUGUUAAUGAUCACCAUGGUGACCAGAGGAGGGUGUACACCUUCCCCUGUGUCAGAGCGUUCCUCGACUCCACUGAGCUGUUUCCACCAAAAGACGAAAAACUGGACGAGUUCUGGAUUGAUUUUAACGUGAGCUCAGGAUGUGUGAGCUUCUUCAUCAAUGAGCCUCAGGGUUUCCUGUGGGGGUCGAUCCACCUGCUGAAGGAGGACGUGGUUCGUUACAGUCUUCACCUGAAACAUGACGAAUGCACUGGGACAGAGACAGUCCUCAGUGUUAGGCUGAACAAUCCCAUCAUGCACCACAACAGCAGAGGUCAGACAGUGGAGCUGAACUUCAGCUCUGAACACCACCGAGACCUGGAGGAGGCUGCUGGGAAGGUCUUCAUGAUGGUCCAGAGUUCCCCCCCGUCUGAAGGACACAGGUGGUACGGUCCAUGGUCGAUCCUACAGCAGGAAGAAACCACAGAGCAAGAGUCAGCUGAAGGUUCUUCCUCUGUCGUCUCCUAGCAGUGAGGAAGACUCUUCUGCCUUUAAGACUUCAGUGAGCAGAUCAGAGUUUCUGUUUGAUGAGAUCAGAUCAGACCGACACUCGACUCCAACACGCGACUCAGGGGUUACUGUGGGGGCGGAGCAAGAGGUCUCUCAGGAACAGAGGGAGGAGUUUGGAGGAAAUAUAAAGGAAGUCUUGAGUUGUGACGGGAAGAGAGCCGCUCCAGAUUCAGGUUACCUGUCAGACCACAAUGAGGGUCCACUGGCCCAGAAGAGGAGGGCGGAGCCUCAGCCGGAAGGGGAGAUGACUAAGUCACUACCGGCAGAGUCUCCACACGAGGGGGCGGAGCCACCAGAGGAGGAGGAGCUGUCUGAUACAGGGGCGGGACCAUCUGUCG
Anarrhichthys ocellatus (wolf-eel) is the source of this 1635-nucleotide messenger RNA. RefSeq names its product synaptonemal complex protein 2-like (gene sycp2l). The record is from RefSeq and is a predicted model, not a curated record. Bases 14 to 1255 code for a protein of 413 amino acids. The transcript has 21 exons. Lineage: Eukaryota; Metazoa; Chordata; Actinopteri; Perciformes; Anarhichadidae.